AUGAAGUUUAUAAUUCUUGCAUUGUGCGUUGUUGCAGCUGCAGCUGAUCCUCACUGGUUCAUGAUGGAUGCUACUGAAGUAGAUAGCGUUAAGCAUACAUGGGAGUCAGUUAAGCAUAAUGAAGUUGAUAUUCUUUAUGCUAUCUUCAAAGCAUAUCCAGACAUCAUGGCUAAGUUCCCACAGUUUGUUGGAAAGGAUCUCGAAAAAAUAAAGGAUUCUGGUCCAUUCGCAGUUCAUGCAGGUAGAAUUGUAGGAUUCUUUGGCGAAUACAUCACUCUUCUAGGAAAGGAAUCGACACAACCAGCCAUCAAGACUCUCUUAAAUGAAAUGGGACAAAACCAUAAAGGACGUGGAAUUCCAAAAACUCAAUUCAAUGAAUUCAAAACCGCUGUUAUGUCAUACCUUAGCACACACGGUGAUGGAUAUAAUGCUCACUACUUUGAUGAUGUCUUUGACAAGAUGUACUUUGUUAUCUUCAGCAAUCUUGAUGGACAUCCAGUUUAA
Messenger RNA from Chironomus riparius, 504 nucleotides. The record is from the annotation of a GenBank genome assembly. NCBI's taxonomy places the organism in Eukaryota, Metazoa, Arthropoda, Insecta, Diptera, Chironomidae.